Neltuma alba is the source of this 2137-nucleotide messenger RNA. Its product is annotated as transcriptional regulator DEF1-like. The record is from RefSeq and is a predicted model, not a curated record. Lineage: Eukaryota; Viridiplantae; Streptophyta; Magnoliopsida; Fabales; Fabaceae.
UAACUUUCUUAAAUAUAUGCGAAACUUGGUUUGGCAUAGAAGCACGGAGGCCAAAGCAUUAAAGCAAUCCCUCUCUCUAAAUUACCCAGAUUUCUCAUCUUAAAGGUUCGAUCUUUUGUUGACGACUAUCUCUCCUGCAUCGCGAAGCUAUUCAGCUAUGGCGUCUGGAUCGUCGGGUCGCGGUAACUCCGCCUCCAAAGGGUUUGAUUUUGCGUCUGAUGACAUCCUCUGUUCAUACGAGGACUAUGGCGCCCACGAUUCUUCUAAUUCCAAUCACAGUGAUCCGGUCAUUAGCGCCAAUUCUACCAAGCCGGAUUUCCACAAAACAAGGAUGACAAGGACAUCAAUGUUUCCUUCUACUGCCUAUAGCACACCAGAGGAUUCUUUAAGUCAAGAUGUGAUUGCCACAGUAGAGAAGAGCAUGAAAAAAUACGCUGACAAUCUCAUGCGGUUUCUUGAGGGAAUUAGUUCAAGGCUAUCACAGUUGGAGUUAUAUUGCUACAAUCUUGACAAAUCAAUUGGAGAAAUGCGAACUGAUUUAAAUCGUAGCAAUGGAGAGGCAGAGACCAAGCUUAAAUGUCUUGACAAACACCUUCAAGAAGUCCACAGGUCUGUACAAAUUUUAAGAGACAAGCAAGAGCUGGCUGACACUCAGAAAGAACUAGCCAAACUUCAACUUGUUCAGAAAGAAUCAUCGUCCUCAAGCCAUACACAGUCCAACGAGGAGAGAUCUUCCCCUUCUGCCACAGAUCCUAAGAAAACUGAUAAUGCAUCUGACACUCACAAUCAGCAGUUAGCUCUUGCCCUACCCCAUCAAGUUGCUCCCCAGCCGCAGCCUAUGGCACCCCACUCUCAAGCUCCAGCACCAAAUGUUACCCAAGCUACACAGCAACCUCCAUAUUACAUGACCCCCCCGGUACCCAAUCCACAAGCUGUUGCUCAGCUUCCCCAAAACCAGUAUUUGCCUUCUGAUCCACAGUAUCGGUCGAGCCAACUACCUUCUCAAGUAACUCAGACCCCACCUGUUCCACAGUAUCCUCCUCAGUAUCAGCAACCACCACCUCCAGCUCCACAACCACAGCAGCAGCAGCAGCAGCAAUGGCCUCAGCAGUUGCCUCAGCAGGUGCAGCCUCCGCAGGCCCCCUCCAUGCAACCUCAAAUGAGGCCACCCUCUUCAGUUUAUCCUUCUUACCCUCCGAGCCAAGCUACGAAUCAAUCUCCCCCAGAAACACUGCCCAACAGCAUGCCAAUGCAAAUGUCCUAUUCAGGGAUUCCACCACCUGGAUCUAGCCGUGCUGACAGCAUGCCCUAUGGAUAUGGUGGUGGUAGAACUGUCCCACAGCAACCUCCUCCCCAGCAAAUGAAGGGCUCAUUCCCAGCACCACCAGGCGACGCAUAUGGAAGCACUGGGACCCACCCUGCACUUCCUCCUGCUACUGGAUACAUGAUGUAUGAUGGCGAGGGAGGAAGAACACAUCCAUCCCCACCUCCUCAUUAUGCUCAAUCUGGUUAUCCUCCAGCAAGUGCUUCCCUUCAGAACCCCACUGGUCACAAUCUCAUGGUCCGGAGUCCUAGCCCAUCACAAUUCGUUCGCAACCAUCCCUACAAUGAACUGAUAGAGAAACUGGUGAGCAUGGGAUUUAGAGGCGAUCAUGUGGCAAGCGUGAUUCAGAGGAUGGAGGAGACCGGGCAGCCUAUAGAUUUUAACUCAGUGCUUGACCGGUUGAACCUUCAUGGCUCUGUUGUACCUCAGAGAGGAUGGUCAGGAUGAAGCUGUUUGUAUUCUGGGACGCCCCGCUUGAACGAUGCUUAGAUGUUGGGGAGGGUGUUCUUGUCAAAUCUCAGAGACUAUAACCAUUGCGCUUUUUAUUAUGCAUGGAAUAAAAAUUUGUGUAAUGUCUAUCGUAUGUAAAAUGUAUGAGGAUUAUAUAUGCCUGGGGCCUUCUUUACUUGUUAUCGAUCAUUAACAGUCAAAUAUCUGGCUGCCAUCUAUAUCGAUGCAGAUUUGGAUUGGAUUCAACGAGAGGUGGUUUUAGUGAGAGGCGAUAAGAGUUUAUCAUUCAUCCAUUUCAAGCUCACAGAUAAUCAUAGUCAUUUGUUCUUUUAUUCUGUUGAGUGUUUAGCAAGUUUAAGGAAA